AUGAACGCAACCUCCUCUACCUUCACUGCUCUCAACCGAAACGCACCAACCGCCUCGUCAGCCACCACCACCACCACCACCACCACCACCACCACCACCACCACCACUCCCAGCGAUGUUGACUCGGUCUCAGCUGUCCUCAUUUCAGUCGCACAUUCGCCUCGGGCAUCGACCUGGUCGGUCACCUGCGAAUCCAUCGCACUGAGACUAGCGAACCAGUGCCAGGAGCACCAGCAUACACCAGACGCCGUUGCCUUAGCUGUCCACACUGCAUCCGCACAUUUACUCAUCGCACGGAUCUAAGAAACCGCAUACGUAUCCAUGAAGUCCUGUGAUAGAAUACUGCCGGGUAUACCAUUACAUCACAUGUCUUCUCAUCAGCAUCUGUAACGCACAUCAACGCCACCCAUCAUCACACACCGCACUUCUCAUGUAACUUGGGAGUGUGUUCCCCGGUCCUUUCUCCAUAUGGCCCCUCUGCCGCAUGUGUGAUCCGAACCUGAGUCUAACGCGGUGCGUUAGACGUCGUGGCUUCGAAGUUUCCCAUCUGACGAUAGAACUGAGACCUUACAGUCAGCCCAGUGUGUAAUUGUGCGGAGCGGCGGACUGGUGGAUUUUGAGUAAGGCUGCGAUGGUUCCCUCUCGGCGUGAUGUCUGGCACUCUCACGCAUUUGAGACCAACUCCGCCCAUCCUCUUUUGUGCACAAUCCAGGUGCCAGGUCGUGUGUGUGUGGCACGCGCAGACAGGGCCUUAAGCUCUGUCAGCCCCUGCGACCAUUUCCCGCAUCAGACGACUGACCGGUUCGGACAGUGGCUGGGGCCUGGGAGUGGGAAUAGAGUGAAGUCGACGACUCAGCGCAUCUUCCUCGCUACAAACAAUCUAAUGUGCUCGAUGCGAUAAGAGCCAUGGCUUGAAAGGUCGCCAACUGAGGAGAAAACUCGGACCUCGCAGACGGCUCAGAAUGUGUGUUGGUGUGGAGUGACUAAGUAAUAGGCUGGGGGUCAGACUGCAAUGGCCGUGGUGGCUCAGUGGGCUCCGAGCCGGGUGUGGCGGCGUCCCUAGGGCCGUGCAAGCCAUCCGCGCCUUCUCUCGCCUCCCAUCUUCUUGUCUCUGUCUUGAAACCGGGCCCAAGUCGGUUAGGAGGAGUGAGCACGGUAGAUGCUGCGUAAGUCUACUAUCAUGCGCUAGUCAUCGCCCCUGCUCUCAACCUGCUGUGAAGUACAUGAGGGACACCGUCGGCCAAGACUGUCAGACUGUCGUAUGAGAGAGUGCUAUAGACUCCGAGCGAUUCUACAGCCACUUUAAACUAAUUCACGCGCAGUUCACCGUCCGUUUCGGUAGGGGCGGCGGUGAUUUGUCAGACUUAAAAGUGUGACAAUCCCUCCGUUGUUGGGCUAAUAUCUGCUAAUUCAAGCCCCCUUAGCCGGCCCCCGGCUUCUGGCAGCUUGGUACAGCCUGGACACGGGCGAACAAUGGGAUAGAAAGAGAAGGCGGCCGAGCUUACUGCGCAGUUUUUUCACAUUACCAUAAAACCGCACAGACACUUUUUUAUCACGGCGCGUCAGAUAUUUCGACCUGAGCAGAGAUACUUGAUCCCUAAAAGUGGGAGUUCAGUUGUAAAGAUUUGCCUUCGGCGGAUUCUGUAACAGGCGCGUAAAUCUGGCCAUCAUUACGUCUAACUAGUUUGAGUAGGAAGGAAGCGACAGUGAAGAGGAUGAUGCUGGUACUCAUGCAGACCCGCACAGCAUCCGUCUCGCCCUCCUUCUCGUAAAUGCAGUGCUGACUGAGGCAAACUGAGGGAAGAACUGCAGCGUAUCCUGCCCCGACCGUCAGGGCAUCAUGCCACAAACGCGUGACAAGCGAACGAUCAAGGUCAUGGCCCCCUGUUCUUUGUGCUGGUCGGCAUCCCGUCCCCCUUGCCAUAUACCCCGCCGUUCCCACAAGCCUCCUCACUUGGGCCUUCUAUCGUACUCAGUACUAGUCCUAUUUCCAAUUAACCUUCUGUUUUGCAUACAUAACAAGAACCACUUCAGUCCUACCCUCGUCUCAAAGGCAGAACGAGUUGUCUCAACGGCUGGUAGCCGUUUGGUGCAUGACUUUCAGUCCCUGGUAGUAUUUCCGUGCGUGUCAGAGCCGGGGGUUACUUGAGUCAUGGUUGACGGGACCUCAGUCUAUCAACAAGUGCAACGACAUCCCCACUCCAUAUUCUGUCCUGAGGCAUAGACUGGCCAAAGCAAUUGACCACUCGGGGAGCGCGCAAGCUGGUGAGCCAGAUGGCCGAGCAAUCAUCACGCCAGCAUCCAACACGGGUGAUGAGAUUUCAACAGUUAACAACUUGCAUGCCGGCCAUCAAGCCAUUAACGCACCAGCUGGCAGUAAUUCUUGAUGAAGGGGAGCGCGGUUAAUUAUCAUAGGUAUGCGAUAGCAUAGCGGCUGCAUCCUAUAAAUACUGCAACUUCCUGUGCACGAGCCACCCUUUUCUGCCACUGUCUCUGGUGAUGGGUUCAAGUGAGAAUCCGAAACGUCAGGCGAAAAAAGCCCUUGUUCCAGCAAUCGCCUUUUCUUCUUCUUCUUCUUCUUCUUCUUCUUCUUCUGAUCAGUGGACGUGGUGCUGACGGGGACAAUCGGCCCGUCUGCACGUCCCACACACAAUCUGACGUCUAACUUCACGAGAACCAGGCUUCAAAGAAACAGGAGAGGGGGCCGUUUGGGGUUCGCAGGGGUGAGACCGCCCCAAGGGCAACAGAAAGAAGGAGCAAAUGCCGGUUUAUCCCAGUUUCGAAGGGGAACCGGCCGGUCUCAGCAGCUGGCGACUGUUUAGGACACAAGUUUCGGCCCGUCGUAGUGUCCUCAAGAGCGUCGGACGGAAAGGAGGCAUUUCCGUGUUGAUAUUCCUUUCUUUCCUUUACCAUGCAUCGGCGACUUAUCUGAACACGUUGGCCAACUGGUGAUGAGGGUGGGCGCGGUGAUUGACCAAAGUCAAAGACCGCUAGUAAUGCACGUGGACUGUGUGACUGACAGAAUCAAACAACUCGUCUACGCAUGCCACGAGCGACCUGAUGCCGAACUCCACACGAGACAGGGGGCGGCUUGGAGUGGUAUUACCGGCAAAGACAAGGGAGACUGGAAUGGCCAUUUCUGGCUUAUUAGCCGUCGUCAGCUGAGGCUCGAGAGAGAGGGAGAGAGAACCCGUAACGAAGUAACGAUCAGUGAGCGCCGCUCUACCAUUGUAUAUUCCCGAUCGCAACCGACAAGACAAAGAGAAAACAACCUGCAGAUGGCAGAUUCCCUUGUUAACCUAGACGCUGUCUACCCGACGAGCGCACGGUUGGCUUUUAGUAAAAUGGCCUUUAUAGGAAGUUCACCCAGAAAUUAGCUGGUUCCUGAAUCCAGAGAACCAGCAGUUGCUGAUCAACAGUCAUAAUCUUGCCCGGGCUUAGAUGGAAGAGGCUUAGCACUUCGACUGGCGAUAACGGCAGUACAACGCAAUGCUGUAAGUUUCUUACGCCUAAUCACCAGAGCAGACAGCCUUGGACAAGCAGUACAGGCGGUUUGGGGAAUCAGCCAGGAGUCAAAAUCCUUAGGAUCCCCGCAAAUAUGCCCGAUGUUAGCGCGGGUUUAAGGGCAGCAAACCACGUUUCGGGGCUGGGUAUGACUGUCUGACGAAGGCUAAUAAGCCAGAAAUGGUCAUUCCAGUCUCACUUGCCUUUGUCGGUAAUGAUAUUCCGCCUAUAUCAUGCGCCGCUGUGCGGCUGCUGGUUGGGUUCGAGAGAGAACCCGUAAGGCACAACGGAAGGAGUGAGUUCCGUAAGAACGAUCGGUGAGCGCCCACCUACCAUUAUAUAUUUCCAAUCGAAACCGACAGGGCAACGGGCUCGUGGCCCAGUGGUUAGAGGCGUUGAAAUUCUAACUAACCGGUCGCGGGACCCAGCCCCAGGUGUUCCACACUUCGGGGUCGAGUAUGACUGGCUGACGACGGCUAAUAAGCCAAAAAUGACCAUUCCAGUCUCCCUUGUCUUUGUCGGUAAUACCAUUCUGCCUAUAUCAUGCGCCGCUGAGCGACUGCUGGUUGGGCUCGAGAGAGAGAGUGCCCGUAAGGCACAACGGGACGAGUGAGUUCCGUAGAAACGAUCGGUGAGCGCUCCUCUACCACAACAUAUUUUAUUUCCUCUACCAUGCACUAAUGACUUAUUUGAAUCUUUCCAACAACUGAUGAUGAGCGUGAACGAUAUGACCGACGAAAGUGAAGAGAACUAAACAGAUAGUUGCUGUUAGACUAGGCUAAAAGGGGCGGGGCGGGAGGAGACUCACACUAAUGGGCUGUUUUAUGUCAUGACUGAUUGAAAAGGGGGAUCUGGAAGCAGGGAUUUGAGAUAAAUCGUCCGAGAAUUAAAUGAGCUGCGUCGCCCCUCUCAUGCAAUGUCUUCGGGUAACAAGCUCGGCUGAGGGGUUCAUGCAUUAGUAACACAUUUUCUGAACUACGGUCGUUGUCGCGAGCCUUUAAGCGAGGUCAGUUCAGCAAAAAUCCGGACCCUGUCUAGGGGACGCUCGAUCUAAAGCAGUAAUGCCAAGUCUUCUUCAGCCGAACUGAAUUCUGUUGGAAUUCAUAUCCGCAAAUAGUGGAUUGAAGCAUCCUUAAUUGAGAGAUUACGGUCAGGCUUACUGACGGGAGCUAUUGCAGUUUGCCAUAACACCCUUAGUUGUGAAAUUCUAACGCACCUGCAUACUCCUCAGCAUAACUGCCUACUGAUGAUUGUGCAGAGGGCGCAUUUAAUUGAGUACUGACUGCAGAGAAACACAGACCCGGAUUUCUGUUCACACGCUAUGACCAACCUUCUGGGUGAUUCCGAGUCAUCGAUCUGUGCCACUGAUAAACUCCGUAAUUCUCUUACAGUUUUCUACGUGUACUUAACUUGGCAUAGCAGUUAUAAUCUCCCCACUGUUCGCACUAAUAUUGCGGUUACCAAUACUAAUACUACUAUUACUACUAACAUUAAUGUCACCGAUACUACUUCUAUUGCCACUGCUGCUGCUGCUGCUACUACUACUACUUCUACUAUUACUACUGCUGCUGCUGCUGCUACUACUACUACUACUACUACUACUACUACUACUACUACUACUACUACUACAACCAGUAAUACUACCGCUAGUACUACUACCACUGCUACUGCUACUUCUACUACUGUAAAUACCACUACUAAUACUGCCGCUACUACUAAUACUAAUACUACCGCUCGUACUAAUACCGUUACUAAGGCCAGUACUACUACUGCUGCUACCACUACUACUACCACCACUACAGCGAUUGAAGAUCACACAUGAACGGGAGUAUCCAUGGUUUUACUAGGACUCCAAGCAACCCCAAUGAUGCACGUCUUGGACCAGCGCGUCCCCGUUUUGACUACUCAGCCCGGUAAAGGAGGCAGGCCCCACCUAGAAUCUCUGGUCCCGCAUGGUACCAAUAAUCAAUAUGCUCGACUGACAAACAUGGCCUAAGGUUUCAUCAGCGUGAGAUCUUUCUCCGAAAGUUGCGAUUCUAGUUCCAAAAUCAGUUAGAGAGGAGAAGUGGCUUUCCGCUCGUACCAGACAGCACGGAAAAACUGCCGCCUUGAAGAUAGAGAUAAUCAGUGUUGAGUCCUGCGCAGAGACGCCGAAUUAAGUUUGACUUCACACGUUUGGCAAGUGUCCUCUACAGGUCGCAUCUGACCUAAAACGUACGAAUUUAUCUCGGCCUGGUUGCGUUCAUGUUAGUGCACUAGAGCAGGGCUUCAGGCAGUCGCCGUGUCCGGAAAGGAGGUCAGACUUGGUAGGUGUAGUCGACAGUCUGUCUUUUCGCCACACCAACGGGGUGUCGGACAGAAAACAAUCGAUUUUGAAUUGGACAUCGCAAGUGGAGAAACGUCAUUUACAAAAGAGAAAGUUUGCGUACUGAACAAAUGUAAAACACCACACUUAUUUCCUGACUGGUUCAACAGCGCACUGUUACACGGAUGGGUAUUGUACAAAAACAAAUAAUUUUUAUUUGUGCGCAGAUGGGCUAAAAUGAUUAGCAGUGGUCAUUAUUCCUCUAUGCAAACGUGCAGCCUGUGUUUAGUUUUUUCGCCACGCGGGGUGUGGGGGGUGUCCAUUUAAGGUACGCUUGUGCAUGAGUAGUAGAUUGCACCUCGAAAACUGUGACUGUUCCUCGCAGUAUUUAACUAGCGCCCAACUCUCAUCUGUGGCUCCUCGAGGCUAGGCCUUGCCUAGCGACACCCCUGGUAACCGCCUCGGACGGCGGGCUAAACCAACUGAAGGCACCCCGUGUGGUUAUGUGCCCUACCACCCGGUAAUUCUGCCCCCAUUCCCAUCCUUCACUCCCCUCCCUUCUUCCUCUCCCUUCCCUCUCUCCCCCCGCCUCCUUCAUUCCUUCCAGUUCAUAUGUUCUCAAGCGAUCCAGGUCAAAUCAGGUCGCUCUCCCCUAAACAAAGCUGUGACCCAAAGUAGAGUUCGUCAGCUGUCUGGGGUGUCCAAGCAUAGUAGUGCCUACCCCCUCGACGGAAAGGGACUAGAAAAGGUGCCCUAAAUACGCCAUAUUUAAGUAUACUGUGGUUCGUAAAUACAAAACUCGCGGUCGAAAAACAACAAAGAAUCCCAACGUUCCUCGUCCCUCUUCCCCGCAGCCCCACCCCACAGGCUGCUGAGAUGAAUCCGUUCGCUCUGUCGGCCUGGAAUGUUCGUUCCCUUUUAGACAAUCCGAGGAGCAACCGGCCGGAGCGUAGGUCGGCGCUAGUCAUUAGAGAACUGGCGCGCAAAAGAUGCAAGCCGCUGCUCUCGGCAAGACCCGCUUCUCCGGACGAACUGGAGGAUGUGUGUGCCGGUAACACAAAGGCAGAGCGACGCGACGCUGGCGUCACCUUUGUCAUCCGAAACCACAGCGUGAGAUGACUGCCCUGUCUGCCGCAGGGCAUCAACGAUCGCCUCGUAAGCCUGCGCUUAUGUCUUCGGGGUUCCAAAUUUGUCGCCUUCGUCAAUGCCUACGCCCCCCUCCCCCCCCCCCCUCCAGUGACAAGCUCCGACGAAGCGAAGAGCAAGUUCUACGAGGACCUGCGCGCACUUCUGGAGACUUUACCGAAGGCGGAGAAGCUGCUUGUUCCUGGCGACUUCAAGGCCCGCGUCGGGACAAACUAAGCUGCCUGGGAUGGGGAGUGUUGGGUCCUCGUGGAAUCGGCGGCUGCAACAACAACAGCCUCCUUCUCCUGUGAACCUGCCCAUAACACCGCCUCCUCCUGACCAACACCUUCUUCUAUCUGUCGACGCGGAAUAAUGCCACCUGGGCGUAGCCUCGACCACGGCGCCGGCAGCUGCCGGACUACCUUCUCGUCCGACGGCGAGCUCAACAGGGCGUGCUGGUGGCGAAAGUCAUCUGCAACAUCGACGGCCGGACCGACCACUGGACUUGCCCUCUUCGGGUUUCGGCUGAAUCCUCGCAGGAGACUACCACGUGGUAAGCUUAAUGCCGUUCAGUGGAAUGUGCCUGCUCACCACUUGGAUUUUAACAAUCAACUGACCCAUCGACUAGAAAACCUUAAAGCUCCAGAUAAAAACGCCACCGUGGAGGUUCGGUGGUGUCAUCUAAGGAGUACCAUUCACUCCAUUGCCUUGGACGUCGCCGCACACGUACGUCGUCAGCGCCAUGACGGCAAAGACGGCAACCUUCUCGCCUAAAAGAACAGAUUACAUAAAGCCUGCAUCGACCGUCGGACAGACGCAAACGAAGCGCCUUCUUCGGAUGUUGCGACCUGCGCAGCAGCGGUUGCAGGAUGAAUCGUAAGAGUGAGGAAAUCCGAAGAUAUGCGGAUUAUAACAAAAUGAAGAACUCCUUUGCCUCCGUAUCAAAGACACCGAGCCGCUGCUCAGCUCCGGAGGUACAACACGCCUGACGGAAAUGUUGCAAAUUCUUAAGCGUUGGACCCAGCACUUCAGAAGUGCCCUCAACCGACCAAAUACAAUCUCCGACGCCGCCAUCGACCGGCUCCCCCCCCCCUCCCCUCCAAAGUGGAAGGAAUGACGAUCUGGAUCUUCUGCCUUCUCUCCCAGAAACCAUGUGAGUCGUGCACUAACACUCUAGCGGGAAAGUAUCGGGAUCCGACGCGAUCGCAGCUGAUGUUUACGAGUACGGCGCCCUCCGACUAAAGUAAAAACUUACAACGAUAUUGUAGAAGAUGUGGCGUCCAGUAUAAUCAUCCAUCUCUACAAACGGAAAGGAAAACGGCAAGUCUGUGAUAAACACAAAGGAGUUUCGCUGCUCAGCACUGUUAGAGAGAUCUUCACGUGCAUUAUCUCAAUCGUCCCAACGACCGUUCAGAACAUGGACUUCUCCCGAAAAGUCAUUGUGACUUCCGGCGACAUCGCGGAGCCACCGCCAUUUCCUUCGUAUCUCACCAGCUACACGUGAAAUACCAGGAGACGCGGAUCCGCCUUUACACUACCUUCGUGGUCUUGACAAAACCACUGGCACGGUGAAUAGCGAUGGAUUGGGGAAAAUGAUGGAAAAAAAUUGGCUGUCCUGAGCGAUUCACGCAUAUGGCGCGUCAGCUCCACGACGGCAGAAUGGCAUGUGUCACGGGCAACGGGAUCGUCUCAGAAGCAGGCGAAGCAGGACAGCGUGUUAGCCUCCCAUACAUAAUCACUCAUUACAUGAGCCUAUUCGGUCGCCUCCAUAAUGACACGCCAAGCGUAUUUUUCACGCCCGACAACUCUUGAAUCCCCAGCGUCCCCAGCACCCCAUCCACCUACACGACGACCACUAGCAGCAUAGCAGUCCUAACCAACUCAAUAUCCCCCGACCUAUCCUGCGCACAGUGCCACCGCACAUGCACAUCACACAAGGGCCUUGUGGAUCACUUGCAUAUCUAUCGCACAGAAACUGCCGAACUAGUACCUGGAGCACCAACAUGCGUCCACCGCCGUCGACUCAACCGUCCGCAUUGACCUCGCGCAUUCAACCAUCGCAUAGGCCUGCUCAGUUGCAUGCACCUCCACGAAAAUCGGCGGUAACUCGCUGUAGACUAGAUAAUAUUGUCACACAUUUCUCCACCAAAACGCGCACUGUCAUUAAUACCUCCAACGUGGUACCUCUCACGCAAAUUAGAAGCGCGUUUUUCGGCCCCCCCCCUUAGUGUGGCUUCUCUGCCACAUGCGAGAUCAAAGCAUCCCACCCCUAGUUGUGCGAAAUCCUGGUGCUCCGCGUUGGGGGCCAGAUCGUGUGCGUGGCACGCGUAAACGCGUUAUCUUCAGCCCUGUUAGCCACCUCGUCUCAACUCGAUGGACGACCGAAGCAGGCAGUCGACUGGUGCACGGACUAGUAGAGCGAGUGACGUCAACAUUCAUCGCAUAAUUUCUCAUUGCAAACCAUCUGACGCGCUUGAGACAACCACGGUUCAGUAGAAGGCGUGGCUUGAAAAGUUACCAGCUGACAAUCAAAUCAUGCGUUCAGCUCAGUGUGUGUCUGUGAGCUGAGUUGCCGACUAAUGGACUGAAAGUCAGACUGUGAUGGUCCCUUCAUAGUUUGUCCUGUCCAGUACAACCGUGGAGGGCUCCUUUUUACUUCUAUUCCCCAGGACCUGGCGAUCGAGAUAAUCGAGCUGCUUCUACAAAGCAAAUACAAUGAAACGGAGAAUCGUCUUGGGCACGCCCAAGUCCUUCAGCUCCUGAAGUUCUGUCUCAGGACGUACUUCACUUUUGACGGCACAAUCUACGAACAGGUGAAGGGCACAACAAUGGGUUCGCCGAUUUCGGGAUCCGUUGCCGAGGCGGUCGUGCAACGGUUAGAGUCGCUGGUCAUCCAACAGCACAACCCGAAGUUCUGGGCCCGGUAUGUGGAUGAUAACUUCGUCGUUAUCGAUCGGCAUCAACUGCUGACACUCAAGGGACAUCUGGAUACGGUCUUCCCGGACAUACAAUUUACAAUGGAGGAGGAACAGAACAACCAGCUGCACUUCUUGGAUGUCCUCGUAUGCCGCAAAAAUUUUGGUGGACUAAAGACCAAAGUGUUCAGGAAAACUACAAAUACGAUGCAAGUACUGAACUCCAACAGCAACCACCCAAUCAGCCACAAACACAUUUGUGUAGGGUCGCUCUAUCGGCGUGUCCAAACGCACUGCAGACAAGAUUGCCGAACUACAAUACCUCCGACGGGUCUUCAAAGCCAAUGGCUACACGCGCAACUUCGUCAACCGGUGCAUCCGCAAAAGGGACGAAAGGCCUAACCGCGCGGACACCAAAUCUUGGCGGGCGCUUCCGUAUGUCAAGAACGUUUAGAAAGCUGUUGGCCGCCUUCUCGUACCACUUGGCGUUGGAGUUGCGCACAGACCGGAGGCAACCAUCAUGGACAAGGGGUCCCUUCAUAAUUACACACACGUGUGUCCGAACAGUCCACACCCUUUUUUGUUUAACGUUGUUGCUUGUGUGUUUAGGGGGUCAGGUCGUGUGUGUGGCACACGCAGACUGGCUCUCUAACUCCGUCAGCCACUGUGCCCACAUCCCGAACCAAACGACUGACAGGUUCGGACAGUGCCAUGGGCCUAGAAAUGGGAAAAAUGAAUGAAGUCGACUAUUCCGCACACUUUCCCCGCUAUAAACAAUCCGGUGCCCCCGCUGCUAUCACGGUGCGCUAA
This is a messenger RNA of Spirometra erinaceieuropaei, 10659 nucleotides long. NCBI's taxonomy places the organism in Eukaryota, Metazoa, Platyhelminthes, Cestoda, Diphyllobothriidea, Diphyllobothriidae. The record is from the annotation of a GenBank genome assembly.